CGAGUAAAGUGUAGUUCCCGAGGUGGUGCAGACAUUGCAGGGCCAGUAUGACUGAUGAGAUGGAUGCUCUACUGCCUGACACUGGAUCUGCAGAAGAUCCUGAUGUAGGAGUCAUUAGUCCCACAGUGGGGAUUCUCGGCUCUGGUGACUUUUCUCGCUCACUUGCCAUACGACUGGUCACCUCUGGCGUUUCAGUGGCCGUAGGCAGUCGCUGCCCCAAACGCAUCACUCCUGGACUGUUCCCAGACGCAGUGGAACUUACCAGCCAAGAGCGGGCGGUAACGCUUGCUGAGAAGGUAGUGUUUGUGGCUAUGUAUCCUGAGCAUUACUCCACCCUGUCAGGCCUACGGGCGGGUCUACAGGGCAAAGUGCUGGUGGAUGUCAGCAACGCGACGGAGUUGAACCUCAGCGGGCCGUCAAACGCUGAAAGACUAGCAGAGGCAUUCCCCGAAUGCAGUGUGGUGAAAGGUUUCAACACACUCUCCGCCUGGGCCUUACAGACAGGAGCUCAAGACGGCAGGCGACAGGUGCUGCUGUGCAGUGACAGUCUUGAGGCGAAGAACGGUGUCUCCUCGUUAGCUUUGCGAAUUGGCUUCCACCCCUUAGACAUGGGAGGUCUGAUAGCUGCGCGUGAACUUGAGGUGGCCCCCCUGCGAUUGUUCCCGUCCUGGGGGAGUUCAGUGCUACUCCUCUUCCUCCUUUUUCUCUUUUUCUACGGCUAUGGUUUCGUGCGGGGCAUCUUAAUGCCGUACCUAGCGCACGGCCGUAACCUCUUUUACCGACUGCCUCUAGACCUGGUCAAUGAGACCUUGCCAGCGGUCGCCUUGGUAUCGCUGGCGCUGGUGUAUCUCCCAGGGCUCUUAGCAGCUGUGUUACAGCUGAGUCGGGGCACUAAGUACCGGCGUUUCCCUCGCUGGCUAGACCGCUGGAUGUGUGGGCGGAAACAGCUAGGACUGCUGAGUUUUCUGUGCGCAACCCUACAUGGAGUUUAUAGCCUCUGUCUGCCACUACGAAGAGCAACACAGUACCGCAUCCUUAACGGUGCAUACCGGCAGGUAAAGGCAGGAGUUGAGGAUGUGUGGGAUGAGGUGGAAGUAUGGCGUUCAGAUCUGUAUCUCUCCUGUGGAGUCCUCGGAUUAGGAGUCCUCUCCAUUUUAGCCAUAACAUCUCUGCCCACUGUGGGUAAUACCUUAAACUGGAGAGAGUUCACCUUCGUACAGUCUGGUUUAGGUUAUGCCGCUCUGACAUUCUCCGUUUUACACACGCUUUUCUUCGGCUGGGAUUUCACCUUCAGUUCGGAGGCGUUCCCGUACUACUUGCCGCCCAGUUACCUGCUGGCUGUGACUUUGCCGUGUGUGGUGCUCGUGUGUCGGCUGGUCUUGGUCUUUCCCUGCCUGGCCAACAGACUGUCGCGCAUCCGCCGCGGUUGGGAGAGCAGGAGACGCUGCCCUGUUAUGGCAGCCAGUGGAACCACACCUGAGGUGUGACGAUUAAACAAACUGUCAAACCCAUUUUUUUUUUUUUUUUAAUGAAGUGCAGAGCAGUUAAUCCAGCCAUACAAUGGCGUUUUUGCUAUCAGCUAUAAAUUUUGUUAAUUUUGUAAAUACUCUCAAAGAUGGGUUAGGUUUGUCUGCCCAGAGUAAAGGGAUCUUUUUCUCAGUAUGAAUGAAACAGCCCAGACUGGAUGGUAUUGCUUCUUUGAUCAAAGAAAAGACGCAGUUCGUAUAUAAUUAAAACGUGAUGCCUUUUUUAAAAUCAUAACCAUGUUUCAGCCAUACAUGAUGGAGCUAUGUCCAUCCUAUCUUUUUUUUUCUUUGACUGAAUCUUGACUCAGGUUGUUCAAAGUACCUUUAACUCUUCUCUGCUGUUGCUAGGGUAACUGACUAAAAUUCUCACAGUGCCUACUUUAAAUGACCUACGCCAACAGUUAUGUUAUGCUGAUUUCACACACCGUUUGUCACACGCCACAGAGAGGACUAUGUGUUAACAGUUGUUCCUUGUGUUAGUGACAUUUCUCUCCAUAACAGAACUUGUGUGUCUUAUUCCUGUGAACAGGUGCCAGGGAGUCUCCCCCUUUUUACUUUUAGAAUCACACACUGUGACAAAAACUGUCAAGAAAAAAAGUAUUACUUCAUAGCACUUUUUUGGGGUCAUUUGCAAUUUUUACAACUUUGUUUUGUCAGUGUAACAUACAUCAUUCUGAAUGCAGCAAUUAACUGGUAUUCCUCACUGAAAAUCUCUCCAUAUCCUACCUUAAUCUGAAGCAAAAAAAACCAACUGCUUACAUAGUUCUACAACUAUAGACAUUUGUCACGGAAACAGAAAAUCACUGAAUUGGAUUUCACUGACAGCAGGAUCAAAAUACCAAAUUCAGUGUGUACAUUUUUUAAAUGUUGUCUUGAGUAGUCAUCCUGGACUGAGAUUUAAUGCACUUUAAACUAAAAUCAGUCUCUUUGGCAUGUGUUUUCUGAAUAAAGCUGCUCAGUCCUCACACAAUGUCACCAUGUCAGAGUACUCACUGAAGCUGCUUACACAGAUUAACUGAAGAGUUUUUAAAACACAUAGAUACAAAGGAGCACCAUUGCAUUGUGUUUUAUAUGGUCGUUUUGUAAUAUA
Chanos chanos (milkfish) is the source of this 2616-nucleotide messenger RNA. RefSeq names its product STEAP family member 3, metalloreductase (gene steap3). Gene Ontology annotation, cellular component: endosome; plasma membrane. NCBI's taxonomy places the organism in Eukaryota, Metazoa, Chordata, Actinopteri, Gonorynchiformes, Chanidae. The coding region runs from base 48 to 1487 and encodes 479 amino acids. The transcript has 5 exons. Gene Ontology annotation, biological process: copper ion import. Gene Ontology annotation, molecular function: ferric-chelate reductase (NADPH) activity; cupric reductase (NADH) activity. The record is from RefSeq and is a predicted model, not a curated record.